AUGAUAAUCAAAUUGAAGUCUAUAUGUCUUGAACAUAACCAUACAUUGGUUCCUAAAAAUGUAGCUUUUGUCAUGGAAUAUCAGAAGCUUAUUACAGAAAUGAAAAAACUUAUCGAAAGCUACACACUCUGCGAUGUUGAUAUCCUGUCUCAGGUUAGGUUGCUUUGUGGGUUGUUUCCCGAAGCAACAAUAGUAGAUUAUGAUGUAAAGAAUUAUGUUUAUAAGUUUUGUAGAAAUUAUGAAAUGGAGAGUAGUGAUGCUGCAAAGCUCCUUCAACAUUUUGAAAAAGAGUGUUCCAAGGAUCCUGAUUGGUAUGUUCAACCACUAAUUGAUUCAGAGACAAACAGGUUACAAGGUGUAUUCUAUAUGGCACCUAAACAACAAGAACUUUGGCAGCAUUAUGCUGAUAUUGUUUUAAACAAUAACACAGCAUUAACCAAUACUUAUAACCUACCAUUAAGCAUUUUUGCUGUUGUCAAUAAUAAUUUCAAAUCAUGGAUUGUUGCACAGGCCAUAUUACUUGAUAAAACAAGUGAAAGUUAUAGAUGGGUAUUACAACAGACAAUCGAAGCUACUGGAGUUCAAUCCAGUGCCUUUAUUAUUGAUGCUGAUCCAGGUCUUGAGAGCAUAGUUCAUGAAAUAUAUCCAGACACCUACCUUUUUCACUAUGUUUGGCAUAUUGGACGCAAUCUUGAAAAACAAUUGUCCAAACCUCUUGGUGACCGUUAUUCUGAUUUUCUUAAAGCAUUUUAUCAUGCCUGA
Cetraspora pellucida is the source of this 762-nucleotide messenger RNA. Lineage: Eukaryota; Fungi; Glomeromycota; Glomeromycetes; Diversisporales; Gigasporaceae. The record is from the annotation of a GenBank genome assembly.